Molecule: messenger RNA, 448 nt
Organism: Diabrotica balteata
Lineage: Eukaryota; Metazoa; Arthropoda; Insecta; Coleoptera; Chrysomelidae
Source: the annotation of a GenBank genome assembly
UUUUAUUUCUCUGAAAUCUGUUACAGUGCAUCUAAAUGAAGUUUAUAGAGUUUUACUGGCUUUUCCUCUUAUUUAUUGUCAAUAUCGCAGGUAACUUGGCAUUACCUGAUCAAUACAAGGAUCUUUUCAUGGUCCAGUUGGAUAAGGAGCCAAGAAGCUUUGAUGAUAUUCUAAACCCACAAGGUAUAAGACAUCAAGAUGUAAAACAUGUAAUACUACGAAUUGGUCGAAAUUCCCAUGCCUGGAACGAUCUUGGAUUUGGUAUUAGCAACGAUGUAAGAAAUACAGAAGACUUUGCAAUAAUACCCAGACAGCGGAACUAUAAAACAAGAGAAGAAAAUGAUAUUGUUAGAUCAAAUUAAACAUAAAUAAUGUAUCAGAGAACACAAAAUCAGCAUGAAAAAAGUGUAGUUUCUAAAUUAUUUCUACUAAAUAAAUGUUGACGUAC